Messenger RNA from Sphenostylis stenocarpa, 279 nucleotides. The record is from the annotation of a GenBank genome assembly. NCBI's taxonomy places the organism in Eukaryota, Viridiplantae, Streptophyta, Magnoliopsida, Fabales, Fabaceae.
UUCAACAUCAAUUCCUUGUAUGUUCAACAUAAUGUAGGUGAGACCAAAGGUAGUGGUGAUGGUACUGAUGAUACUGAAGGCAAUGUAGCUCUUGGGGAAGGUGCUGAUGCAAUGACAGGUGAUGGACUAGGGUUGGGUGCAUCAACUGGGGAUGGGGCAGAAGUUGUUGUAGGUGCAAUAUUGUCUGUAUGGGCAUGUAUAUUCUUAGCACCUGCAGAUGAAAAAGGUAUAGGUGCAGGAGCUACGGGUGGGGGAGGGACAUUUACUUUAAGUAUAUAG